GUGGGGAGGUGGGGUGGGUAUGGGGGAGGAAGACAAGACCGCCUGGCCGGAUGCAAGCAGGUUCCUGAGUGGAAGGUACUCAGACAGGAAAUGCAAGCUUUCCUGUGGUCAGAGAGGACUUAUCGUACAGUAAAGGGAUUGGAGCUCAGCAAAGUCCUAGGUGAAGCUUGCUGUCCAGAAAUGUAUCCUUUUGAAAAGUGACCAUUCAGGGAGGUCUUAGGACUUUGUUGGUAAUUUAUUCGUCCUUUAUAGAGCUCCGAGUAGUUGGGAUGGCAGAAAGAAAAGAGACAGUCAUUGACCAAAAUUCGUGUUACAUGCACCAAUAUCCAAACCCUUAAGAUGUGGAAAUCCUUUCCCCAUGUCCCUAUAGUCCUUUGCACAAAUUCCUAUGAUAGCACUGACCGCGUUGAACAGUAACUUUCUCUAUUUGGGCUUCUUUAUGAGUUACUCAAAGGCAGAGGCCCUGUCUUUGCCUACUGUAAUUAGUGUUUUCGUAUAUACAAGUGGUAGAAAAAUGGUUUACAUUGGUUAUGGUUGUUGCAUGGAUUCACACGAUUCUGCAUGAUGGGACCCCCAAAUCCCAUGCUUCAGUACUUUCCCCUUUAUCCUUUUGCUUUAUCUUUUGCCACUCUGCGCAAUCCUAAAGUAGCAAUGGCUCAAUGUGUUGUUCUGCAAAAAUGUCCAUUUAACUACCUGGGGCUUUUUGACACAUAGAGUGUCAAGUUGGUGGUUGAGCCUUGGCAGGGCUAUAGUGAGAGGUGCAGUGGCCUUUUUGGGUGCCCUCCAAAUCAUGCCAGGCCUAUUCUCCUUCUACAAAGGAAAGGCCUUGUCCAUACGAAUCAGUCCCUGGCAUUCUCGGCUUGGUGCUUUUCCCUUCCCCCGCUGCUCAUUUGCAGGUCUGUGAUCUCCAUGUGCCACCUCCCAGCUAAUCCUCUUGACUUGGUGCCUUUCUGGAGUAAAGGCCAGGGCCUGUGCCUCCAACUGCUCCUGAAGAAAGUGUCCCAGGACCAUGGAAUCCCAGUGUCCAAAGUCUGCACACCAGAUCACGCCAGCAUACAUGAGGUUAUGGGUUACCUGGACACAUGAGACCCUUGGACUGGGUAAAAGGGGCUGGCAUGCUGGAAAGCAGCAUCCUGCAUCUGCUGUUACCCCCAACUUGCUGCAUGACCCUUGGUUAUCUCUGUGUCUUAUAGUUGUCUUCCUAAGGGAAACUGGAACAGAAAGACAGCAGCUAGGCAAAGCUGUGGCUUGUGUUUCUCAUUGAUCUCUUGCCCUUCUACCUGUUCUGGAAUCCUACUCCAUCAAUUAUCCUCUCAUUUUAAAGCAUUACUUACCUCUUCUUUUCUACCAGGUCCUUCCCCUAAACCUACAAAUGGAAUUAAAAUAAUCUAUGUUGCCUCUCCAGCCCCUGACUUCAAAAUAAAUUAAACAAAAAAAUUCUUCCCUUGACCAUGAUACUCUUCUUUCCUAUUGUUUUCAACUAAAUUUCUCAAAAAGCAGCCAUACUUGCAGCCCAUUCCUCCCUUCACAUUCCGUGCUCAGCCUGCUCUGUGCCUCCUGCUUAGCAUGUGCUUGGUGAUGAGUGGCCAUGGAUGGACAGUGAGUGGUUGGAGGGUGCCAUGUGUUCCCUCUUGAAGAGAUUUUAGUGAUUCCUUAUACCUUCAGUCUAGGCUUUCUCUUUGCUUUAAUGGGGUUCUCUUCCCUCAUUUGCUCCAUGACGUAUGUUUUCUCCCUUCAGGCUUCUCUCAGUUCUCAGUGUUUCUCUCCCCCUUCAUGGCCAUCCUUGGUGAUCCCACACACUCUCAUUGUCGUACCUACUACCCAUCUCCUGAUGGCAUCAUGGGCAUCCCAGGUAACCCCAGUCAGGUCUUUCCCCCAACUUUUGUUUUCAAUUUCUAUUGGAGAUUUCCUCUUAGGUGAUAAGGGGGCUCCUCCUCUAGUGUUGUCUUGGUUGGUAACAACACCAGCUGUCAUGCAAGCUCAGGGCCUGCCCCUUCCACUCAGCCUCCUGCCACCUGCCACCACACUCUCUGUGCUGCACUGUCAUCGAUCUUCUGCACGACCUUGGAAUUAACUGUGUCCCCAGCCUUGGGGCACUUGCACGUGCUGUUCCCUCCUCCUGGACAUCUUGUCUCCCCGUCUUAUCUAGUUAACUCCUGCUCAUCCUUUAUAUUUCAACACUGAGUCAUUUCCUCGGUGGCUUUGCUUUAUCCUACAGAGUAGGUGCAGGCUUCUGUUUGGGUAUUCUCAUGACAUGUUUUACCUUUCUUGAAUGGCAGUCAUAGAAAUGUAGCACCAAAUAUAACUGCUGUUUGGAAUCUGGUUGAAAAUGAGAGGACGAAAAUGUCUCAUAGUCAAGGGAGGAAUUUUGGGGAGAAUGGGGAGGUAUCAUAGAUAAAUUUAAUUGCAUCUUUACGUCCAAAUUUUUAUUUUACAUUUUUUGCAUAACCAUAACUGUAUAUGUAUGAAUCAUAACUGUCUUCUCUCACCAGAUUGAAAGCUCUAUGAAGGCAAGACUUCUUUCAUUUUGAUCAUUAUUAAAUUAUAUUAGAUAUUCAAUAAACUUAUGUCACAUGAAUCAACUAAUCACCUUUAUCUUUUUCCAUUCUCCACAUGAAAUACUCACAAGACCACUUUUUACCUCCUAAAUAUUUACCUAACCAAUAUCUCCCUGCCUGUCCCCAGCAUUCAUUCGCUCAUUCAUUUAUCCAUUCUACAUAUAUUUUUUAUGCCUACCAUGUAGCAAGCAUUUUAAUAGAACUGACUAUAUAGAAUUGAUUUCUACCUUCGUGGAGCUUCCAGGCUAGGGAUAGGUAGGCUGAAGAUGGGUAUAUUUAAAAAGUAAAUACAGAAAUAAAUGUGUAAUUACUACUUGGAAUAAGUGCUAAGAAGAACACAACAAGGUGCAGUGUUAAAAAAUAAUGGGGUGGGGGUGCAAGAGAAAAUGAGUUCAAGCUGAUUAGGAAGAUGUCUCUAAAUGACAUGUAACCUGCGUGGAAGGUGAGUAGGAGUUAACUACUCACCUGGACUCAUUGGUCUCCACAUCCAACCUUGCUCAAGUGAACCUUUGCUACCCAGCUAGGGAGCAACACAUCUAAACCCUAGUCUGGCCAUAUCACUCCCAUAUUUAAGAAUCCUUGCAAGACAUGGCAUCAUUUUCUUCAUGGCAAAGCCCAAGCUACUAAAUCUUGAAGUCAAUGCCCACUACCACCUGAUCCUGACUUAGUGUUCAAGCCUCAUUUCUUACCUGUGUGAGCGUUGAACCUGAUGCCCUAACAACACAAAAUUGUUUGCCAUUCUUUUGCCACAUCUGAAUCCUCUCCUGGGUCCUUGACUGUGUCCUCCAUGCCUGGAGUGCCCGUCCUCACUUUCUCCUGAUUGAUUUCCAUUCAUGCCUUAGGAGUCAGUUCAGGAAGCUCCCUCCUACAGUAAGUCUUCCCUGGCUUUCCCUGCCUGCUCUCUUUGGUCCUUUCUUUUAAAUAAGCCAGGACAUAAUCUCAUUAAGCAGAAUGUAAGUGCCUGUUGGUUAUUAAAAGGAAAGAAGAAAGGAAAGAGGGGAGGAAGGAAGGAAGGGAGGGAGGGAGGAAGGAAAGGAGGAAGGGAGUAAGGGAGGAAGGAAGGAAGGAAGGAAGAAAAAAAGAGAGAAGGAGGAAGAGAGGGAUAGAGGGAGGGAGGAAGGGAAGGAGAGAGGAAGAUCUGCAAGUUUAGCGAAGCCCACACCUUAUUUGCCUUAAACAGAAUUCUGUUUUCCACAGACACAUAUACUUAUAGAAAUGAGUUAUUUAAAGAGGAUGGUCCAGAUUCCACAGUCAAAAAAAAAAAAAAAAAAAGAGAGAGAGAGAGGUUUGCCCUGCUUCUGAAGGAGUCAGGAUAUGAAUGCAGAGGUCUUCCUGUUGGCUUACAUAUCAGAUCUUCAAUGUCAACAAUAAAUGUGUGAGCACUUGCCAGGCUCACACUGUUGAGAACACCUUUAUGGUUGAAUGUGGCAGUGUGUUCUGCAGGAGUCCUCUGUGAGAUUAGUGCUACUCUUGCCAUUUUACACCACUAAGGAAACUAUCACUGACUCUAGUCUUCGGAUUCUGAGCCAAGAAGUCUUUUUCUUCUAGCCUUGGCCAUAGAGACUCUAUGGAGAAUAAUGGGAGGUGAUCUACACAGACUCCUCCCUCACUGGGUUGAUAGCUUUGUUGGGAAGAUUUUAACAUCCAUCAAGGGAAAAAACCACCAGAGACAGCUCAAGUUAGGGAGGCAGAGGGUUAGCAGCAAAUGCUACUCCUCGUUAGAACUCAGGAAUUCCAGACUUGGAGAUACCAUGAGAAGUUUCUGACUCAUGACUGUGUGGGCCAUGCUGCAUGCAUAUGCCUGCCAGGGCUCAAUCAGAAAAAAAAAAAAAGUGGUCUCCAGUUCUCAUUGCCAAGGAGCUCAGUACUGUGUUCAAGGCCAAGGACAUGAUCAAUCCAGUCUUAGAAUCUGGUUUCCUCAGAUCUCUUCUGGUAUCAGCCAGGGCUUGAUCAGAGGACAGAAACCUUCCAAGGUAUUUCAACAAAGGGGCUUUAAUAUGGGGAAUUGUUGUCUGGUGUUGGAGGGCUGUAAGAGCACAAAGGAAGCACUGAAAUAACCCAGAGAUAGUAGCUACAGGAAGCAGCAACUACCCCUUGGGCUGGAGGAAGCAAAAGGAAGAAACUGGAGUUAUCAGAAUACAUGCUUAGAGGAAGGGCCUGCGGAGCUGGGACUUGGAUCUCCGAAGGGCUGGCACAUUGUGGCUGUUGCCGGGGGGCAUGUGCGACUGGCUCUGGGAGAGCUGAGAGCUGGAAUCUGAUUCAACUACUGCUACUGAGGUAUUGGCCGACAAGAGCCACAUACAACAACAAGAAGAAAGUCCUUCCACUAUCCUUUAAACUUCUACUACUUGCCAGGUGGCCCAUUUAUCAGUCCCUCGUGUGUGUGUGUGUGCACGUACAUAUAUAUAAAAUACAUAUAGAAUAUAUAUAUUAUAUAUGAAAUAUAUAUUCCUGUAUAGUAUAUGUGGAGUAUAUAUAAUAUGUAUAGAAUAUACAUAAUAACACCCAAACUGAGAGGUAGCUUUCAAAUCUGUCCUCUUGCCCUGAUGAGUGGGUGAGGCUCAUGUGUUCAUUUAUUUUCAUUCCUUGAAGCUAUAUGGAGGAGAGAGUCAGAAACCCCUGCUUCACCUCUGACUAACUUAUGACUUUGGCAUGAAUUUCUGUCACUUCUUUCUGUCUUUCCUUCUAGGUGUGUCCAAUGAUCUAAAUAACAUGGUGCACGUGUAGCACCUGACACAGGACCUGGGCUUCAGUAGACCCUCCACAAAUGUUAGCCAUUACCCUCACCACCGAGACCCACCAUUUCCAUACCAGACACUGCUCCAGGUUCUGGGGACAUAGGGGGAUGAAGACAGAUGGGUCUCCCCUCUUGGAGGUUAUGGUUUUAUGGGAAGAUUCUUUUUAUAAUGAUUUCAAGUUAAUUAACUUAUUUAUUAGCAAAUGGCAAAGCUCCCCAACUCCUAUCUGCCCCUCUUCUUGCCUGGAUUGAUUUCUCUUCUAACUCUUCCAAAAUCCUUAGUAAUGAUAAAAGGGCAGGGUUCUGGGAUGCUUGGAGGGGCAGGAAAUAAUCCCAGCUCCUUCUUUCCCCUUCUGGCGCCCAUGACUAGGCUGUUACUGAUUGACUCCUGGCUUGUUAUUGUUGCUGUGUGCUGGUCUUUGGGGCUCUGUUUCCCUCGUGGAGUGUCUAUGCUCUUUAAUGCAGCCAAGGAGGACCCUAAGAUGUGAGGCCAUGAGGACCAACUCCAGCUCCUUGUCUACUACACUCUGAAGCUCAGGCAGAUAUAAGAGGGUCUUCCAAUAGAAUAUAAAAUUUGGCUUCCCUAGAUGCUUCUGCCUUAGAUCAGCCCAGAGGGUGGCUGUGGUGGAGGGCUUAGCACUAUUCUUUCAUCCCCAGUAGGGACAGGGAGCUGGGGAGGGACAGGGGAGGGACAGGGGAGGGGAGAUAGAGGAUGGAUACAGAGGUUUCCUUUGGAUUAGACUCUAUCUGGGAGAGAAUCAAACUAGGCUCGUAUUUCACCAAUGUUGGACCUAAAAGAAGAGGAAAGAGGGGGGGGAAGGAGGGAGGAAGGGCUAUCUUUAGUACCCAGCCCCUCUUCCGCAUUAGUCAAUGCCUAAGAAUAAUAAUUAUAGUCAGUAUAAUGGGAGGUGCUUAUUUUGGGGCCAAACUGAGUAUUUUACAUGCAUCUUUUCAAUUAAUUCUUACAACAACCCUUUGAAGAAUGACGUACAUUAUCCCCAUUUUACAAAUGAGAAGAUGAGGAGCAGAGACGGCAUGUAACAGGUUCAAGGCUCCACCCUUACAAAGUGGCAUGACUGAGAUUCAAGCUGAGAGCGCUCAGAUGCCGUAGUGCUCUGCACUGCUUACUUUUGCCCACCCACCUCCAGUGCCACCCCUGGCAGCAGCACUGUAUUCCAAGAAUAGCCAGACCUCUCCCUAAGAACGAAUAUGCCCUUCCGUCACCUACCAAGUAUGGGUGCUUUCCAAAACUCACUUCCAAAUCCUCUCUAGCUUUUCAUUAUCUUGGGGCCUAAUUUUUCCUCUUUAAAUUUUCUCCAGUCAGAGAGGGCACCUAAUUUCUUUAUUUCCCUUCACUCUUGCGCAGUGGCUGGUUGUCCUCCAUUCUCUUUGUUUACAUCCAUUGCUGCCUCCUUUCUUCGCAGUCUUUCCCGCUCUGGGUUUGCAUCCCUGCCCUCGGUGUCUCCCAAUUUCCUUGCUUUCUUUUAUUUCCCUCCUGCUUGCUGCCUCCCCAGUUCUUACCAGCUCUCUGUCCCAGUCCUUUCCUGUCAAAGAUGGCAGACUCCUCCAAUGCCACCGAUCCCCUACCCAUCUGCCUGUAGUCUUCCCUUCUCUCUCCCUCCCCGCUGGCUCUUUUGGCCAUCCCCCUUCCCUGCAUAAUCUUUAUUGCUUGCAUGACUGCUCAGGUUCUUUAUCCCAUCUUCCCCUCAAAGGCAUUCGUAGCUCCGCUGUUAUUCUUGUAUUAGCAUUGAACCCAUUAAAGCUAAUUUGUUUGCCCUAAUCUCCAUUUAUUUUUCCCUAGUUGAUAUUAGAUUUCCCUUUCUAUUGCUCCAGCAUGAUUUUCUCUUUGUCUUCCUAAUGGUCUACCCCCCUCUCUCUUCCUCUAUUAAUCUGGUUGGCUUCACUGUGUGGUUUCAAGGCCUUUCUCCGCCUCCCCCAGCCCUUAGAUUAACCCUGUCACCUCCCUCCCAGGAAGGGCUUCAGUGUGUGGAUUUCUAGGGAUGGAGCUGCUUCAGAUGUCAAUAGACCUCUAAGCUCCUUAAGAAAACUACUGUUUGACAUGAGGCCCUGCCUUUUGCUGGAGCCAGGCUGGAGGCCUUGGGAGCACAGGGGCCAGAGAGCUUGAGGCAAGUGGGACACACUUGCCUGCUCUGAGCCCAAAGGUCACCAAGUCCAAGGGUUCCCUGGGUAGGGUCGCCUUUGGUGCUGUCUCAGAGAUUUCUGGAGGUCUUUUCAAGCUGUCUAAGAUCCUAUAAAUUAUAUUAGCAAUAUAAGGGAUAUAAAGUAACAGCAGAUGGGCCACUUUCUCCCUCUGAGACUGGGCACUAUUUCCCAAGCAGGGGACUCCCUUCCUUUCCUUCCUGCAGGAGUGACGCUCCCCCUCUGUGGAUGUGGCUUUGUGUAUGGCUACUCCACACCCUGCACUCUGGCCUUCAGAAGCCCAGGGAGAGAAGCCAACCAGGAGCAACCUUCCAGAACCUUCUCCAUCCUCCCACCGACCUCCCCAGCCCCUGUCCUGUCUCUGAAUCUCGUUGUCAAGUUCUUCCUCCAGACGCCUGGCUCCUUGAGGGGAGGUGCAGCUUUUAUCUGACCAUGCAGACGUGCUUUGUGGUAGGUAGAGCAGUGCUUUCCUCCUCCCAACUGCACCCUGGAAUCACCUGGAGAGUCCAGAAACUUCCCGCCUCAGUGAAAGAACAUCAGUGUAUCAGCACAGCAAAGCCUCCACAUGCCAGGCUGGGUUCCCUCCAAUUACCAAGACCUCCGGGCUUCUCCUCCUUUCAAGAACUUUAUGACCCUGGAUCCAGUCUAAACGUUGGUUAUGCACUCACCUGACAUCCACAGGGCCCUUCCAAAGUGCUGUCAGGGCUGACUGCUGGUGCCUGGAACCUGUACAUGCUCCUGGGACUCCGCAUCUCUGCUGGGGUUGGUUUCCCCUCUGAGCCACCUUAUGGAAUCCCACCCUGACCUGGUCACAGCUCAGCAUGCCUCCUUCUCCUACUUGCUCAGCAUUUUGUGUCUAUCUGGACUGAAGCCUUUGCUUUCUCUCUGUGAUUGUGGUGAAAGUUCAGUUUGCUUUCCUGUCUCUAGAAUGUCAGCACGAAGGCCGAGGCAUGGUCUCCUGAAUUCCAUAACCCCAAAGCCUAACUCCCUGCCGGCCACACUGAGGGUCUCAGUAGACAUUGACAUACUAAAUUGAAUAGUUGAGUAAUAAUGCUCUUUGAAAUAAUUUGGAGUUAGAUCUUGAGGCUUGUGUGGCCAGGGGAUACAUAAUUGGGUGAGGGCACAUCAUAAAAACUGAAGGUAACUGAGCAUGCCAGCGGUUGGGGUGAGAAAUUUGCGUGCAGCACUCCAGACACAGAGGCAGCAAAGCCCAAGUGCUGGGGAGUCAGAGUGAGAGAGUAAAGGGGCACUCAGUGCUUCUUUAGGAGCUGGAUCAAAACCUGAGAUGAUCUGGCCACAUGGUGCAGACUGAGCACACACUUGGGAGAGAAAUGGGCCAGGAGGAGAGGAGAGAGGUUCACCACAGGACAGUGGAUGGCUGGGAAUAGAAGCCCUCUCCAUGGUGGACCAAGAAGUCUGUGCAGCUGAGAACAAGACAAAAGAAGUAAUGAUUUCUAUGGAUAGCUGGGAUGGAAACCUCAAGGGUGACAGGGUCUUUAAAGGAAAUCUCAAGGAGGGCAUCAUGUUCCAGGUGUGCUCCAGGGAUGCUGAGUAAGAAAAUGCCACUUUUUCCGUGUGUGUCUUUACUCUGCCACAAGGCACCUGGGCUCCUAAGUGACCAACACACACAUGCUAUACUGGUGCCAGGAAAGAAGGGUGUUUUGCUGGGAAAGUCAAGGUGAGAGGAGGGGCCAGGACUUGGCUCCGUUCUUUGAAGGGUGACAGUGCAAAUUCUCCAUGCUGGGGAUCCUACUGAUGGAUGGAGGCAUGUCGAUGUCAUCAUUUCACAGAGUGGGGAGCUAUGGCCACUAUGUGACUAUCACGCAAGUCUAGCCUCACGUCAGCUGGACACCCACUGUUCUGACACUUGUCAGCAGAUGGGGCACCCAGAAGGUCACGGUGUUCUGCAAAGAAUGCCACAAAACAGUGAGCUCAGUGUCUUGAAAAUCAUAAUGUUUUGCUAAGUCCAAUCCCAGAUCCUAAAAAAAAAUACGAGGUAGAGGCAAUUGAACAAAAACAAUUUACAUGUUAAACUUGAAGAUAAGUACAAGUGUGCCUUUUUCCUACCACUGUUGUUCAGUUUUGUUAUAUUGACGAGCACCUCUGCCCACCCUAUAGGGUAACACUGUUUGAGAAUCACUGAUUUAUGAAAGUUAUAUAAAUAUUGGCUGAUCAAAUGUACAAAAUAUGCAUGAUGGCACCAUAAUGUGUGUAAUAGUGACAAAUGCAGUUCACGUGGGUGCCAAAACAA
Messenger RNA from Rhinopithecus roxellana (golden snub-nosed monkey), 9706 nucleotides. RefSeq lists its product as uncharacterized. The record is from RefSeq and is a predicted model, not a curated record. NCBI's taxonomy places the organism in Eukaryota, Metazoa, Chordata, Mammalia, Primates, Cercopithecidae. Bases 7684 to 8127 code for a protein of 147 amino acids. The transcript is spliced from 3 exons.